Messenger RNA from Manduca sexta (tobacco hornworm), 4579 nucleotides. RefSeq names its product double-stranded RNA-binding protein Staufen homolog (gene R2D2). Lineage: Eukaryota; Metazoa; Arthropoda; Insecta; Lepidoptera; Sphingidae. The transcript has 6 exons. The coding region runs from base 430 to 1506 and encodes 358 amino acids. The record is from RefSeq and is a predicted model, not a curated record.
UCAGUGGUUUCUAAACAUAACCCUAUUUAGCUCAUUAUAAGACACAAUAUAUAUAUUUUUUUUUAAAUAAUACAAUACAUAAGCAUAUAUUUAAAAGAAUUAUUAUUCAUUAAUUAUGUAUUUAAAUGGUAUCUUAACACAUAUAUCAAAAUAAACUUAUUGUAUGCCCUUGUUCAUAGUACAGAAACAGGUUUCAAAAUUAUAAAUUUUUAUAAGGCUACAUACUUUAAUAUCUACCCACUUUGAUAUUGAGGUUAAAGAAAUUUAAUUCUCAACAAAGGACAAAACUGUCACUUACAUGAGAAUAUCAUGACAAAACAUAAGUAAUAAUAAUUGAAAUACAGUGGUCGCAACAUAUUGGGUAAAUCAGUGAUGAGUUUUAAAAGAAGACCUUUAUAAAUAUAAAAUAAAAAAGGAGUUUCUGGGACCAUGGAGGCCACAAUGAAAACAGCAGUGACAGUGCUGCAAGAGCUGAUGGUGAAACUGGGCAAGACUCCUGAGUAUGAAUGCACAGCACAAUCAGGACCAAAGCACCAGGCGACGUUCGACUACCGGUGUUCGUGCUGCGAUGUGACGGUGGUAGCCACGGCGCGCUCCAAGAAAGAGGCCAAGCAGGAGGCGGCGCGCAUGAUGCUGCUGCAGCUGGCGCGGCUCGGACACGCCGUGCCGCCGCCCUACGGGCUCGCCGCGCCCGCGCCCGCCGCGCCCAGGUGCAGUCCGAUGGAGACGGGUGAGGCUGCAUGCGACCCGCGCAGCUACGUGGCGCUGCUGAAAGAGCUCUGCGAGGAAUACAAGCUGCCAGCGGCCGAGUUCGAGCUGGUGGGCGACACUGGCCCGCCACACCUGCGCCACUUCACCAUGCGCGCACGCGUGGGCCAGCUGGACCGUUGCGCCACCGCCACCGCCAAGAAGACCGCGCGACAGAUCGCCGCGCAGCAGCUCUACUGCUAUCUGCGCGAGAACCUCGCCAGUCUCACAGCCGACUUCGUUGAGGAGGACGCGUUGGUGCGCGUCGUGGACAAGGCGAAGGAGCGGUACGUGGACCUCGACAGCGACGCACCGUGGCGGCCCGACCUCAGCCAGAAAAUCUCCGAGUACCAUCUCGGCCUCACCUCACAGAUAGAGGACAACGCUCUGGCCGCCGCCGCGACGGUGCUGCGCGAGGCGCGCGACUCGUCGCCGGAGCGCGCGCUGGCGGCCGCCGUGCAGGCGCUGGGGCUGCGGCUGGAGUACGGCGCGCUGGAGCCGCUGAGCGUCGUGCAGCUCACGCCCACCUCGCCGGCGCUGGCCUUCGCGGGCGACUCGCGCGACGAGGCGGCGCGCGCCGCGCUCCGGUACGUGCGCGCCGCGCUGGCGUUUGCGCGCGCGCCGCCGCACUCGCCCCCGCACUCGCCCGCGCACUCCGCCGCGCACUCGCCCGCGCACUCCACCGCGCACACCCCCGCACUUGCAUUCGCACCCGGACCUUCCACCAGUACAAAUUUUGCAGGCGUCGACUGUUUUUAAAGUUACAAUAUAUAAGAACUAUCACACUGGCAGAAUGCAAGCGAUUUUAUUGUAGAGCGAACGUGCCGCGGAUACACCACGAUCAACCACGCUGCCGGCUCGAAAAACGCGUAUUGGCCAACAGCAACAAAAAGGAUUCCGACGAGGAAACAUUAUUCUUAACUUUGUAAAUUUAAAAACGCAAGAACCGAACGCAAAGCAGGUACAGCAACGAAUCCAUUUUUAACGAAUCUACUGGAGUCAGUGAACAAAUGAAAUGUUCCUACAUAGUACAUGGGAAUAUCAAGACCUGCAUUUUAAGAGUUGUUGCAUCUUAUACCAAAACUCGUUACAACGUUAAGACACCCAUUUAUGUAAAUCAAUAUUCAAUUGAAAAAAGGCUGGUGUACAAAAGUUUACAAAAUAACGAUGAUGAAGCGAAGACGUUGCGUUAACACGGCAUGUUCUCUGUGCGUCCGCAGCGAAUUCGCGGUUUGCUGCGCCUCCUGUUAAUUUGCUCGCAAUUCGUCAGUGUGAUACAAAAACUGUAGGUGUAACCCAAUGUCUGGCCUAGUCAGUGGAAACAAGUAUUUUUUAUAAAGAAAAUAAACGCGUUGUCUUUGGCGCCAAACAACAAAUUAUUCACCGGUGUCGUUCGCCACACGCCAGGCGAGUUGUGAGAGCCGCGCGUGGCCCCAAGCACCUGCGUCGCACAGGUACGACCAUGCAGACAACACGACAAGCAUGUAUUAAAACUUUCUUGUCAGCAAUAUGAUGUGUGCCGUGCGUACCAGUGCUUCAAAAUCACCACUGUACUUGAAUUCUGAAAGCAUUUGGUCGUGAUUUAUAUUUUUAAGUCGAAAAUAUUAUUGUGAGUGUCUGUCAUCAUUUCACUUCAGGUUUCCUCUAACGGUCUGUUUCCACUAGUGGGCCGAUUAAGUUACACAUUGUAUGUAAUGUCGCCUGUCCCUAUUAACAGAGUCGGAUCUGCAUUUUAGCAACUUUACAGGAGAGCGCGUCAAACUUUAAAUUGCUUAUAUUUUUUUAAGUAUACGUACUAGGUUUAUAAAAUUUUAUAAUACAUUAAUAUACGUUUAAGAGCUUAUGUACAUGGCAAUUUAAUAUUAUUUUCUCUUUUCUAAAUAUGUGAAAAUUCACAAAUGACUUUCAUAACGGGUCAGGACUCAUUGUAAUUUGUCGGAUCUGUCAUAACCUACAAAGUUACUCGGACAAACUUAUUAAUUAUCUGUUGUAACUGCCACAUACAUCAGUGUUAAUUGUAUAACCCAGACAAAAUAUAUGUCGUAUUUAAAUUUCAUUUUUUAUUACAAGAAAAUUUUAUUAUGAUUUUGUUUAUACUUGUUCCAAAUAUGACUACUAUUAAAAAAUAUUUUAAAAGAACACAAAUAAGAACUGCCUUACUUCUAUAAGCUUAAAAUAUACAUAAUAAAAGUCAUGAAUGUUAAACUGAAUUAACCUUAUUAAAAUCACAAAUAUUGUAUAAUCACAAUUUGGUCAGAAAACUAGAUCAAUAAUAUAUUUAUAUAUCUUAUAAUUUUACAAUCGAAGUAUAUUAUCAAUGGCACUUAAUAGUCACAUUUCAUGUCUCACAUUGAAGAAUCGCUCUUGAUAGUGGUACAUUAUUAUAUUUAUUCUAAAAACAUAUGGUUUUUCUAAAUUAUUUAUAUUCAUUCUUGUGUAAUAGAAAUAAAAACUAUCUUACUCUCUAAACAAAUAGCUUGCAAAAUAAACUGUCAGAAAAUAAACACAACGUUUUCAAAAUCAUAACUUUUAUUAGCUAACAAAGACUUAAAAUUAAAUAUACCGGAAGUUGUCAUCUUUUUUACUGUUUAAGGUUCACCUUCAACUUUAGCCCAACGAACGAUAUAAUACCAUUCUUCUGGUACAUAAAUGAGCUUUCGAGUGUUAGCAUUCUCCAUAGAAGAAUGAACACUGUCUCUCUUGUUCUGAGUAUGACCCUUCUCCAAAAAUCUAUGGAUAAUUGUCACCCCAAAUUCUUUCGCAGCUAGAAGGUAAGGAACUAUACAAUUUCUGUUCUGCCCAGUGGUUAUCAGACCGAAAUAUAAUUACUUUAUUCCACCAUGUGAAGCUUUUCGUUAUCUUUGGGAAGUAAAUAGCGGAAUGUAUUUUGCUCAUCAUGUUUAGUGACCUCAGGUGUUUGUCGGCGUUUCGUAUUUUUUCUGAGUAUUGAGUGACGAAUUGCCAUUGCUGUUGACGAAUUGUCAUUAUUUAUAUUAUAAAUGGCGGUUAACAAUGUGAGAAGUGCAACAUCCCACAAAUUGGAAAAAUAUUUAAACUAACAAAAAAGUCGGAUGUGGUACUACUGACAUAAUUUGUAUUACAAAUGCCAGUGAAAAAUGUCAUAUAUGGUACAACAUACAAUUUUGAUUGGAAAGUUAAAUAUAUUUCAUUUACUAAUUAAUAUGCUAUAAUAUUAUUGCGAAAUCACAAUAUUUUUAUCUAUUUAUUGGCUAAGGCAAGUUUAUAAAUAUCUCUAAUAAAUAAUUUACCGGUUUUUUUCUUGUUCAUCUAAUUUAGAUGAUAAUAUUUUCUUCAACAUCCUUCUGAGUGGCUCUAAAAUGCUCUUCAAAUUGUUUAGUCGCAAGGUUUAUCCAACGUGCUGAGCUGCUUAUCAUUUUGGUUGACAUUAAAUUCAAAAACUCUAAAUAAUACGAAUUAACACAAAACUAACACGUGAUGUGUAUACGCCCCUGAAACAUAGUGCGUACUGGCACAACCGUGCGCGCCUCCUUCCCUCGCACCCCGCUAAAAAUGUCAGUAGUUACACAUCAAGCAUUGUUAAUCGACAGCCGUGCCUUAUACGACUUUGUUAACGUGGCUAUAUCAGAAACUAUGAAGAAAAUUUAACUUUUUCUUAAAUCUACUAAAAGAAAAUACUUUUUUAGGGUAAUUAGUGCAAUAAAACCAAAAUCCGUAAAAUGUCAUAUCCGACAUUGUUAAUAGGGACAGGCGAUGUGUUUGUGUAACAUUUAUACAAAAGAACAAAUGUUAAUGAAAAUAUCAUUACAGAUAACUGUUUUUUUUAUUUUGUUCAAUAAAGCUAUUACUGUUA